CACUUCUUUUCUGACGUACGGGGAGCCAAACUUCUCUCUCUCUUUCCAGCACUUUCUGGUUUCUUCUCUCCAACGGUCUGUUCUGCUGACUGACAACAUCCACUCCAACCCUGCGGAGGAUAAACCUCUCCACCUCUCCUUAUUUCUUCUGCUUCUUUCGCUCUGAGUGGAUCUGUAAAACUUUUUGUGGGGGGGGAAGAGAAGAGAAAGGAAGAGAGGAGUUGGUGGGUUGAACCUGCACCCUUUUGGACUGCUGUCACUGUCUUUGUGUGCAUUUGUGUAUGAGUGCGUGUGUAUGUGUGCGUUAGUCAGUAUGCCAUGUCGUCCCCUGGCUCGUCGUUUGUGCAGAUAAAGCAUGAGGAUCUGCUCUUCUAUGAGAACUGUGGAGGAGGGAGCUUUGGGAGCGUCUACAGAGCCCUCUGGAUUUCUCAGGACAAGGAGGUGGCUGUGAAGAAGCUUCUGAAGAUCGACAAAGAGGCUGAAAUUCUUAGCGUCCUGAGUCAUAAGAACAUCAUUCAAUUUUAUGGAGCCGUGCUGGAAUCUCCCAACUAUGGCAUUGUCACAGAGUAUGCUAGUGGAGGAUCUCUCUAUGAGUACCUUUCCAGUGAGCAGAGCGAGGAGAUGGACAUGGAGCAGAUCAUGGCAUGGGCCAUACAGAUAGCCAAAGGGAUGCAUUAUCUCCAUGCAGAAGCUCCAGUCAAAGUCAUUCACAGAGACCUCAAGUCACGAAAUGUGGUGAUGACAGCAGACAAAGUGCUGAAGAUUUGUGACUUUGGGGCGUCUAAGUUCCUCUCCCACACCACACAUAUGACAGUGGUUGGCACUUUUCCUUGGAUGGCUCCUGAAGUUAUUCAGAGUCUGCCCGUCUCUGAGACCUGUGACACGUACUCCUAUGGCGUGGUGCUGUGGGAGAUGCUGACUCGGGAAGUUCCUUUCAAAGGAUUUGAAGGGCUGCAGGUUGCAUGGCUGGUAGUGGAAAAACAAGAGAGGCUCACCAUCCCCACCAGCUGUCCAGCAAGUUUUGCAGAGCUGAUGAAGAAAUGUUGGCAAGCAGACCCAAAGGAGCGUCCACACUUCAAACAGGUGCUGGUAACCCUGGAGACCAUGGCCAACGACAGCCGCUUACCGGACCAGUGUAACUCCUUCCUACAUAACAAGGACCAGUGGAGGUGUGAAAUUGAGUCAACCCUUGAGCGUCUUCGAAAGCUGGAGAGAGAACUUUACUCCAAAGAGAAAGAGCUGGAGGAGAGAGAGAGGAGGCUCAGACUGUGGGAGGAAAGGCUGAUGGAGAGAUCCAACAUGACUCCCAGCCCAACAUCCCUACUCAUGGAGCGCUCAAACAUCUCACCGUUUUUCUCCCCGAUGUCCAUUGGUUCCUCUGGCUCGUUCUUCCGUUCGCACUCUCAGGACUCCAACAGCGCCGGUUUGAGCAGUGCAGGUGUGAGCAGUGCUGGCGUUAGCUGUCUCCUCCGCACCCUCAGCAAUGGAGACACAGAGAGAGAGAGCAGCGCGGUGCUAGAGAGGGGGAUAGGCUCACUUGAUGGCGGAAGGCUGCACGCCAUGAUCCGAGGGUUGCAUGGCAGGUUCGAAAAUGAGGACGAAGAGGAGGACGAGGAAGAAGAAGGGACCCUGGAGGAGAAAAGCUGGGGGCAGAGGGAUAGAGAUGACAGUGGAGGAAGGGUGCAGGUGACACUCAGGAGCUUCCCGGGCGGAGUGGUGGAGAGGGAGGAGAGGACAUGGGGGGAUGGGGACAGGGAGAGAGGGGGGAUGCAGAGGAGCAGGGUGACCACCAUAGUCCGAGGAUUCUCAGGUGGGUUUGGAGAGGGGGAGGGAGAGAUGGAGAAAGAGGGAGGCUGGGAGAUAGAAAAACUUGGAGACAGGCUGGAGGAGAGAGGGAUGGAGGGAGGAAUAGAAGGAGGGAGGCUUCCUACCAUGUUUAAGGGUAUUCAUGGGAGUUUGGGGGGCUUGGGGGACAUGCUAUCCUUAGAAAUGAAUGACAUGGGAGACAUGGAGAGGAUGGGUGACAUAAACAUGGACAUGGGUGACCUGGGAGUCAUGAAAGUUGUAGGUCAAGGUGUCAGGAGUGAGGUGGAGCUCAGGGGACGCAGGAGUGACAUGGGCGUCAGGGUGCAGGGAGUCAGAGGUGACCUCAGUGAGGCCAUUAGCCAAAAGAUCAGAGGUGAAGUGGGAGUCAUCGGGCACUCAGGGGUACAGGUGAGCAUGCGGGCUUCGUCCAAUCAGAACUCUAUGAAGAGCUGCAGUGUGCGGCAUGGAACCAAGAUCAACAUGGCAUCUGCAGCCAUGGACAUGAUGGAGCUUGACUGGUCUGACAGCGACUAGAAAAUACACAAAGAGAAACACACACGCACAGAAAACACACAUAGAAAAACACACAGAGGCCAAACUAGACAGAGUUUGAUUGCACGUACAGUCUCUGAGCUGAAGUACGUGAAAAAAGAGCUGGUAUACACACUUUUUGAUAUUUUUUUUAUUGAACGGAUAAAUAUUAUACUCAUGUGUACUGUGAAGUAGGAUGGAGAGACAGAUUAGAUAUUGUCAGAAUGCCUUCACCUGUGUAAUUUAAUGUGCUAUUAAAACUGCUGCAUAACACACUGUAAGAGGUACAAGUGUUUGAAAAAUAACACACUUGAAUGCCGCUCUAAUGAUGUGAUGUUUUUUUUCCUGCUUAUAGAGUAUCUUUUAGUAUAUAGAUUUGAUUUGUUCAAAACAAGCUUUGACUCUUUCAGUUCUAACUGUGAUCUAGUGUGUGAAUUUUUGGCAUUUCUUCCUGUACAUUUUAUCAUUUUUCAAUAAAAGAAAAAUAAAGUCUGA
Messenger RNA from Cheilinus undulatus (humphead wrasse), 2832 nucleotides. Its product is annotated as tyrosine-protein kinase ABL2-like. Gene Ontology annotation, molecular function: protein kinase activity; ATP binding. Gene Ontology annotation, biological process: protein phosphorylation. The record is from RefSeq and is a predicted model, not a curated record. The transcript is spliced from 11 exons. The coding region runs from base 319 to 2340 and encodes 673 amino acids. Gene Ontology annotation, cellular component: cytoplasm. Lineage: Eukaryota; Metazoa; Chordata; Actinopteri; Labriformes; Labridae.